This is a messenger RNA of Exophiala xenobiotica, 600 nucleotides long. RefSeq lists its product as uncharacterized. Lineage: Eukaryota; Fungi; Ascomycota; Eurotiomycetes; Chaetothyriales; Herpotrichiellaceae. The coding region runs from base 19 to 600 and encodes 193 amino acids. The record is from RefSeq and is a predicted model, not a curated record. The transcript has a single exon.
GCACCAUACCUAUACAAGAUGGCCUCCGCCGCCGAAGUCGAGAUUUCUCGACCAGCAACCACAUUCGCAGCCGAACAGCCACCGUCACCGCCUCAAUUCCGUAUAGACCAAGGCCGCGUCGCGGCUUCACAGCUCGGCUGGCUCAGGUCAACUCCAGCCAACGCAACGAUCGACGAGAUCCGUCAACGACUCCAGGACGAUGGAUACGUGUGGGUGAAGAGCGUGCUGCCACGCGAAGACGUGCUGGGCAUGCGCGAGCACUUCUUCUCUCAAUUCGCCGGUAGGGGCCUAUUGAAGCCCGGCACCGCGGCCGUAGACGGCAUAUACAACGCGGCCGACGACGUGUCUCUGCAUUGGGGCGUCGGCGAUGGCAACCCGCAAGGCGACGAGGAACUACGGCGCCUCACGAAUGUGCACACCACGGCGCAAUAUCUGCAAUUCGUCAACCACAGCGCUCUCCGCAAGACGGUCCACGACAUCACGGGCUGGGACAAGUCAUGCUGCAUCGCACGCUACUGCGGCACUGCGUCCCCGGCGGCUCGUCCACGGGCAUACACUACGACAAGCUCUUCCUGCGCGGGGGCGGCGCGUUCUUCCUGA